AUGGCAGACUCGAUCCUUGAGGUGCUGUCUCCGCAUCUCGACAGCAAUGGCCCACCACCGCCAUCGUCCUCGCGCACCUCCCCAUCUCUCUCAACAGAUGCCACGGCGCUGAAGUAUAUGAACCGACUGACCACCCUAUCACUCGACAGCCUCAAGUCUACCGAACCCCAAUCAAUCUCGCAUUCCGCUCAUUCCACCCUGCUAUCCCUCCAGGCGCUUUCGAACCGUUCGCAUAAAGCGUUCAUCGCAUCCUCCGACCACCUUUCAAAUCUCCAAGGCUUAAUACCAUCAUUGUCGCAAGAGGUUAAGAAAUUGCAGAAUGAGAUACCAAAACUUGACGAAGAAGCCGUGCGCUUCUCGACCCGAUAUAGCAAGGCCGGCGAAAACCCCGUUUUGGAUCGCCGAAGGAAGGCAAUGCAGCUGUCACGAAACGUGGAUCGUAUAUCGGAUAUACUUGAGCUUCCAGCUCUUCUGUCAACUGCAGUAUCAUCUUCGGCUGCGGCCUCAGGCCCUGCGGCUGGAAGCUUGUCGACGAACAAAUACUCGACCGCGUUAGACCUUUAUUCGCAUAUCAAGCGUCUCCAGACACUCUAUCCAGAUUCCCCGCUGGUAAACGAUAUUGUUCUACAGGCUGAAGAUGCAAUGAAAGAUAUGACUACAAAUCUUAUAACUGGGCUCAGGGCGCAAAAUAUAAGACUGGCAGCCGCCAUGCGGACAGUUGGUUGGCUUAGACGGGUGGCUCCUGAGCUGGAAAACCCGCGAGGAAAUGGUGGAUCAACAUCCGAUGAAGGGGCAUUUGGCGCAUUGUUUCUUGUAUGUAGAUUGGCAAGUCUAGUCUCUACGCUGGAGGCUCUGGAUCCUCUUAGGGAAUUGGCAGAUCAGGAAACCAAGCGCAGAACCGAGGCGCCCUCAUCAGAACAAAGAUCAUCAAAUUCUGCUAAAACUAAUGCAUGGUCUGGAGGUCAGCAGACUGAGCGGUUCUUGAAGCGGUACAUUGAGAUAUAUCGCGAGCAGAGUUUUGCGAUUGUAUCGCUAUACAAAAAUAUUUUCACAACAGAACCAUCAUCUGACACCGAGCUGAUCACGGCUAGCAUUUCUGGAUUGAAAACACAACCACCACCGAAACAGGCCAAGAAGAUCGACCCUCUACAAACGCUUCCUCCGACAGUUGCAACGUUCCCAAUUCACCUUGUCCGCUUACUUACAGAUACUCUCCGUACUUAUCUCCCUAAUGUUCGUGACAAGAGCUCCCGAGAAAGUCUCCUGACGCAAGUCCUCUACUGCGCCGCCAGUCUCGGCCGGCUAGGCGGCGAUUUUAGCAUGAUACUUACAGAACUCGAAGCCGAGGAUGAGGAAGAGGGAGAGGACGAAGAGUCAGAGGCCGAUGGAGAACUUGUUCGUGAGUGGGAGCAAGUUAUGCGGAAACAUCGGGCUUUGGCAGGAAAGCUCGAGCAGCUUACGAACGGCCCAUCAUCGGCUGCAAACGCUACGAAGGGCCUUUUGCCUGUGUCCUCAUAG
Talaromyces proteolyticus is the source of this 1518-nucleotide messenger RNA. Its product is annotated as Dor1-like family-domain-containing protein. The transcript has a single exon. Gene Ontology annotation, biological process: intra-Golgi vesicle-mediated transport; cytoplasm to vacuole targeting by the Cvt pathway. Gene Ontology annotation, cellular component: COG complex. The record is from RefSeq and is a predicted model, not a curated record. Bases 1 to 1518 code for a protein of 505 amino acids. Lineage: Eukaryota; Fungi; Ascomycota; Eurotiomycetes; Eurotiales; Trichocomaceae.